UGAUUUCGCUUUAUGAGGAUGAUGAGUGCCCGGAGAACACUCCAGACGGCCAUGUUGUUUUUGGAAGCGAUAUGUGGUUCCACCUAAAGACGAUUUUGCACUGUCUGGGGAUGGGGGAACCCUUGAAUGUGAACUGCUGUAAAUUCAGAUAUACUUUGAAUUAUAACUGCUGUGAGAUCUCAAAAUCACUGGCCCAACCUAAUGACAGAAACAAAGACAUGCUCAUGUCAACAGAGGGACUACAUAAAAAAAAAAAAAAUUAUUUUGUGGUCGAAUCGCUGCAUGGAUGAUGAUUUGGUCGAAUCGGCAAAUGACCUUAGCUAUACGUUCAACAAGUGUAGGGGGCUAUCCGAGUGGCUCUCGUUGCAUCUGUUGCAGCGUACGUGUGAGGACGGAUGUCGUACAGGAAUUUCGUAUCUAGCUCUGCAAUAGACUGAACGUGUCUCAGCGCCAAAGAGUGCCUUCAAAACUUUGCACUUCGGUGGAGUGAAACCUAAAAAGUAUUCUCUUUGGUGGAACUAUUUAGACAGAGAGAGGUGUCAUCAGCAUCAUAAGAUGGCAGCAAACAUUUCCAGAGAGCUUAAUUUGCACUUCAGUCAUGAUGAACCUCAUGGUCAGCAAUGUGAGUUGGGCUAUAGGACAUGCCCUAUCCAAGAUACCGUCUCUGGUGAGCAUGGGACUGAAGUGAUGGACAGAGAGCAAGGCUUUAAGGAAUUAUGUGAUUUUGAAGACCUUCAUAUUCAGUUUGCAGAACCAUGUCUGACAGAUUCUGUAGAGGACUGUGCUAAAGAAGGGAGAGCAGAAAUUCUGGCAGCAUCAUCACCAAAGGUGGCAACUGUGGGUAAAGAAGAUGUCGUCAAAGUGUCACAAGUAGACAUUGAAAUGAAUGUAUACAGACGAUGGUGCCGCAUUGGUAGUGCCCAGGGUUUUACCAGUGAUACAGAAAUAGCUGUCUUUCUUGUUCAACACUAUGAAAAUACCUCCCUGCCAAGUGGUUUAUGCCUCAGUUGUAAGUCCCCCUUGACACUUUCUUGUAGUAGGUGCAGCCACCCGACAUUUCCAACUAUCACUACUUCCCACAAAAGUUCAGUAAAGCUGAGGACUUCAGGAAUUCAGAAAAGAAAAAGAAGGCAAGUAACAAAAGAAUCAAAACCAGAACAAGCAUCAGCUGUAGCACCAAACCCACCACAGUUGAAUGAUGAACACCAGACAAAUGAUGGCAUGGCAGACACACAGGAUUGUUCAUCUGAUGGUUUGCUCAUUUCAUUGCCGCCAAAGAUGACAAAGUGUAUACUUGGUCCUGGAACAACAGAUAUGAAGAAGGUGUUUACAUGCCAGCAGUGCAGCCUGUCUUACACUCGUGCUUGCAGCCUCCGUGUGCAUAUGCGAAAGCACACAGGAGAAAAACCAUUUGCAUGCAAGUUGUGUGAUGCUACAUUCUCUCUAUCAGCCAGUUUAGUGGUACACAAGAGGACCCACAGUGGUGAAAGACCAUAUGUGUGUGAGGAAUGUGGAGUGGCCUUUUCUGUUUCAAGUGCUCUCAAACAGCACUUGCGCAAGCAUACAGCUGCUGAAGUCGAUGAGACAGCUGCGGUCGAUCAAAGUUGUCAGCAAGUUGCUUGAACUCUGGCUGCAUGUCGGACAUAGACAGUAACGACUGCACGUGAAUAUCAGUUAGACUGGAACGCAGAUUUGUCUUGUUAAUGUUCAUGGGCCACAUUAUCAUGUACGACCAGAAACAGUCUGCGGGACAGUCAAAAUCCCGUCGCGGGCCGGAUCCGGCCCGCGGGCCGUAUGUUGCCCACCCCUGCUUUAAUAACUGCUAAUUCUCAAAUUUUUUAGGUGCUUAACAACCACCUACUUUUUAACCGGGCAUUAAAUAACCUAUAACCAAUCAAACUUGCCUUGAUUGCACGUAAUAAAUUGUUGUAAAUACAAUGUUUGGCAUCUUAAAGAAGUAGUCCUUAUGAAGAAUGGAAAUCCUUGAGGUUUCACAAUCAGAGUGCUUAGUUUUAGUGGGAUUUUUUUCCAUCAAGAAUUUGUGGCAUAUGUCUGAUAGUGAACUCAAGUGAACCAACUUUGUUAUUUAAAAAAAUGCUAAUACACAAUGAUUGAAGACAUGUCUAACAAGUCUUUUCUGUUUUGUAUAAAGUAGUAUCUGGAAAGCAUGUAAACAACCUUGUGUAUAAGGGAUUCUUACAAAUUUUAACAUCUGCAGUAAACCAUGUAUCUAGUCUACAAGACAGCUAACCAAUGGGACAAACAUCAAACUGUAACAGUGCAAGCUGCCUAAGUAUGUCAUUUACUCAUGCUUUUUGAUUUCUGUCUUGUUCUAUGACUUGAGAACUUCUCUUUUACUGAAGUCUAGUAUCUCAGCAUCAUGUAAUAAGAUGCAGGACUUUUGCAGAAAUGCAGGACUUGAUGAGAAGUGAUGCAUUUCUGAGACAAUAAAUGGAGGAGACUCCUUAGGGUCUUCAUGGUACAUAACUGUCUUUUCUUGUGGAUUUUGCUGACGUUUGGAUAUUUAAAUUGUACAAUUUAUAUUCUUUUUUUUAGGUGGGUAAGGAUCUGAGACUUCAAAAGACCAUAAAAGUAACAGUAAUUUUCCUAGAAUAUUUUAAAAUUAACUCUUUUGCAAUUCUAUUCUUGAUAUAUGAUAGACAGUUUUAAUUUGUUCCCCUUACCCCACUCCCAUGGUAUUGUCACAGAGAGUAAUUCAAAUAAAAGAAUUUUUUUAUUGUUUGUAUAUUUAUAUUAUUUGUCAUGUUUGUGUACCUUUGCCUGUAUUUUAAUAUUUUAUUCAUAAUUUUUUUUUCAAUUCAAUUGUUGGUAGAUCUGAUAUUUUGCUGAAUGUUGAAUGUAAGUUGAAAGUGCCAGUACUGAUGUAUGGAUCAAGGAACAUGUUCUGUUCCUGUGACCAACAGGUGAUUGAUGCUAUGACUUGAUAGUAAUACAACUGUGCUGAGACAUAGUGUUAAUUGUAGUGAUGCAAUUGUACAGAUAUACUAUUGGUGCUAAAUGAAGUGAUGUAAUUGUGCAAAGACAUGGUGCUAGUAUUACGCUGAUGGCAGCUGUCAGUAUUAGGAAUGUUGCUGUCUCAGGAUUUUUUUCUGCCGCAUUUUGUACAGUGUUUUACAUGUUCUAAUGUGCCAAACAUAUUCCUACUUAUGUGGAUUGUAUGCCUUAAUUUUAAUUCCGAGUUUAGAAUGCAGAGGUGGAAACCUAAACAUUCUAUUCUAAAAAUGUGAACAAAAAAUGCAACCUAGAGUAAUUUUAAAGUCACUUAGUACUGUAGUUUUAAAAUUGUACUACAAGUAGAGUCUGAUAUGCUUUUGCAUUCAGUAUGAUUUAACCAUGUUUAUCAGACACAGUUUUUUCACGUUUUUUUCCUUUCACUCAUUUUUGUACAUGAAUAAAUAAACCAAACUGAUAAAGCAAAACAAA
This is a messenger RNA of Pomacea canaliculata, 3444 nucleotides long. RefSeq names its product zinc finger protein OZF-like. Bases 556 to 1623 code for a protein of 355 amino acids. The transcript is spliced from 7 exons. The record is from RefSeq and is a predicted model, not a curated record. Gene Ontology annotation, molecular function: DNA-binding transcription factor activity, RNA polymerase II-specific; RNA polymerase II cis-regulatory region sequence-specific DNA binding. Gene Ontology annotation, biological process: negative regulation of transcription by RNA polymerase II; regulation of cytokine production; regulation of immune system process. Gene Ontology annotation, cellular component: nucleus. Lineage: Eukaryota; Metazoa; Mollusca; Gastropoda; Architaenioglossa; Ampullariidae.